This is a messenger RNA of Nasonia vitripennis (jewel wasp), 2290 nucleotides long. RefSeq names its product ras-related protein Rac1 (gene Rac1). Gene Ontology annotation, cellular component: cytoplasmic vesicle; plasma membrane; cell projection. Gene Ontology annotation, molecular function: GTPase activity; protein kinase binding; GTP binding. Bases 364 to 942 code for a protein of 192 amino acids. Gene Ontology annotation, biological process: regulation of cell shape; small GTPase-mediated signal transduction; actin filament organization. The transcript has 3 exons. The record is from RefSeq and is a predicted model, not a curated record. NCBI's taxonomy places the organism in Eukaryota, Metazoa, Arthropoda, Insecta, Hymenoptera, Pteromalidae.
CUCUCUCUCUCUCUCCAACGGCUCUCGGCGAGCCGACCCAACGCGGCGCAUUCGUACGAGCUUUGUCACGCUCGCUCUCUCUCACAGCCCUCUAUAGAGUAUCUCUCUCUCUCUCUCUCUCUCGCACUCCGCUAUAGAAGCUCUCUCGGCUCACUCGCUCGGCGCGCGCUCCCACGGACAGACUACGCGGCGAAUAGAUUCGACCGACGACGACGAGGACAAGUUCGCUCGAAUAGCAGCAGCAGCAGUGUUUGAGCAGUUCCCGAGGUCGUGCAGCUCCGGAGAGUGCGAGUCCAGUGGUGUGGGCCUAGGUCAGUGCGCCGACGACGAGCUGCCACGCUCCCGAAGCAGUAACAGCCGAGAAUGCAGGCGAUCAAGUGCGUCGUCGUGGGCGACGGAGCUGUGGGUAAAACUUGUUUGCUGAUCAGUUAUACCACCAAUGCAUUUCCUGGAGAGUACAUACCAACAGUUUUUGACAACUAUUCUGCAAAUGUCAUGGUUGAUGGAAAGCCCAUCAACCUGGGCCUUUGGGAUACAGCAGGACAAGAAGAUUACGAUAGGCUGAGACCAUUGUCAUACCCACAAACUGAUGUAUUCCUCAUCUGUUUCUCAUUGGUAAAUCCUGCAAGUUUUGAAAAUGUAAGGGCCAAGUGGUAUCCUGAAGUGCGCCAUCAUUGUCCUACAACUCCAAUAAUUUUGGUUGGAACCAAGCUUGAUUUGCGUGAGGACAAGGAAACUAUUGAGCGACUAAAGGACAAAAAGCUUGCCCCUAUUACUUAUCCUCAGGGUCUCACAAUGGCAAAAGAAAUCCAAGCGGUCAAGUAUCUGGAAUGUUCUGCCUUAACGCAAAAAGGACUGAAAACGGUGUUCGACGAGGCAAUUCGUGCUGUUCUCUGUCCUGUUCUGCAGGUUAAACCUAAGCGCAAAUGUUGCCUCCUAUAAUAUUAAAUUGUUGCAUCGCCGCGUAAUUUCGCUGGAAGACGCUUGACGGCGCCCACCUUCUUGAAUCCCUUGAAAGUACUGACGCUAGUGAAUUAACGUCAAAUCGCACAAAAAAAAACAACUAUUCCCGAAGCGUUUUAUUGACAACACAAAACAAGUAACAGAAACAAAAUAAAAAAAAACAACAUACGAAAAACGGACUAACACAGACAAAAUGAAAUAAAAGGGGAGGAAAGAAGACUUCCACGCUGAUAGCUUCAGUAUUUCCAGUGGACGUGCAAAAGGGUAAAGGGUUAAAAAUGUACGCUCCUCGUCUCCGUUACUAUUGAAAGUUCGUUCUCGCGCGAGAUGAACAAUCGAUUAUAGAGAGAAAUUGUGAAAAAGAAAAGAGCGCCAAGAUAUAAAGCGAUUGUGUACAGUAUACUAGAGUAUAUUAAUAAUUAUUAUUAAUGAAUAUCUAUGAACGGUAAAAAAAAUUAUAUAUAUAUAUUAUACAUUCACGCUCUAAAAUAGACGACUAUGUAAGUUGACUGUGUAAUUUCUAGGCUAGGCUUAAGGCGCGCGAAUCGAAAGAGCGAGAGAGUGAAAUAAUAAAAAAAGAGAAGCAUGAGUAUAUAUGUGACAUUUGCUCCGCUCUGCUCUCGUCAUAUCUUUUAAACACUGCUUUGAUACAACGUCUGUGAUUCAUACGCACAAUGCGCCACACGUACGCGACGCGCGAAGACGACUCUAAAAAAAAACAAAGGAGAAAAGAGCUGAGACCCGAAACAGCACAGAGGGAGCGAAUGCGUGUACGUUUAUUUGAAAUAAGAAACAAAAAAUGGCAAAAAAAUUUUUGAAAGGUCGCGUGAAUGCGAGAACGUGCGCUCGUGAGAAUCAAAUGGUAUGAGGUAUAACGAGGAACAACUAGAAGAACGAUAAAGAUAAAAACCGAUUAAUUGUAAAUAAUUGCUGGAGUUCAAACUUGAUCCUACUUGCUAUCGGCUAUACCUUAUUAAGCUACUACUAAUCGAAUCUAAAUCGAAACGUUACUUGUUUUUUUUAUAUAUAUAUUAAAAAAGUAUAUAUGAAAACGAGACUGGACUGGAAUGUUUGAUGUAAAGUGUAGUUUACACAGGUCUCUUACGUGUAAUUUGUCACCGCUAUACGUUUUUAAACGGGCGGUGAAAUAAUACUUGUUUCAGUCCGAUUACAAAAAACCAUAGAUAUUGUAACUAAAUUUGCUUUAUUAAAUGGGUGUUUACUAAAUGAGUGAUACUGCGUCAUCUCUUGCAUGUUCAAAACAUACGUCUGUCGAAAUAAGCUGUAAGCAAAACUACCACAUUAAAUCUCCUCUUUUUAAAUUAUA